GUCAGCGCUGCUUCUAAACUGGUUGUCAGCUGAGAGAAGCUCACACUUCUCCCAGCAGCAGAGGGGUGCAGAGGUGGAGAAUCAACUAAAUUUCCAAAAGUAAACACAAUGGGAAUCCACCAAAAGCAACUCUGGUCUUUUAUAUUUCUACAAGGUUUCCUUACUGGAAAUUUAGUUGAUUCUUCAGCUCUGCCCUCCGUUGCGAACCCUGUGCCCGUCUUGACCGAGGUGGGGAACCAGGUGGUCCUUCCCUGCAGCUGGAAGGACUCCCAGAAAGAAGUGUCAGCGUCCGGCUGCCACAUCCAGUGGAUGACUCCGCCAUACACUGUGUUCGAACAACUUGGAGAAGACAGGUGGCAGGCGGCGGAGUACGAGGGCCGGGUGGAGGUGCCUCUGGAGAAACUCAACUCCGGGGAUUGUUCCCUAAUCAUCAAGGACGUUCAGAUCAGCGACACGGGGAGAUACGAGAGCUUCAUAGUGGUGGAUGGCGUGAGGUCCCAAAAGAGCAGAGUUUUCAUUCAGAGUGUCAAAUUGUCUGUGACAGACCACAAAUCCCAGAAGAGUCUUUACCAAGGGGACGACCUGGUUUUGAAUCUGUACACCCCCCACUCAUAUGCAGUGGUCUUCCAGAGCAGAAACAGUUCGGAGUGGGUGAACCUGUGGAAGAGAGGGGAUGAAAACAACGAACGCAUAGAAAAACAUCAUCAGCUUGAACAAUUAACCAUAAAGAAUCUACAAUACUUCGAUGAAGGAAUAUACAAAGUUUUGGAUCAGGACGACCUCUCUGUCAGCACCAUAAAGCUGUCCAUAAAGGAAAACUCCCCGUCAUCGAGAAUCCAAGAAAAGCGGGAACAAAUUCUGAUAGAUGCUGCAGCUACAAGCAGCUGUUCAGCGCUUCUCUUGUCUGUUCUGUUAUUGUGUUCCCACAUUAUUUAUCUUCAUUGAGACAUAUUUUUCUGGAACCAUAUAUACAGACUUUAACACUCUCUGACCAGCAGACAGAGAGGAUUUGUAAAUAGGAGAAGAAACAGUGAGCCUUGCAAUCUUACGCACGAUUGUAAUCAAGAAAUACUUCUAUUAGUGGUCUGGUCCAUUUCUGAUGGUCAAUAUUUUAUAUUAAAAAUGUUUGGUUCCAGUUACACCGUUUUGUGAACCACUACUGGCCAAAUGAUGUAGUUCUGUUUGAGAUAUUUUUAUAGUGUAUCUGUAGACAUAAUUAGGCCUAUUGAUUUUCUCUUUCUGUGUACAUAUUUAAUCUACCCCACAUGUUGUAUCUUUUAAGAGGGUGUUUUGGUCUUUUCCCUCCUUUCUGUUAAAUACCGAUUAACUUCAAAAUUCAGUAAUCAACAUUUAAAACUCAUCUAGUUUUCUAAUUUAUAAAAAAUGUACAUAGUCUAAAACCUCUCUAACAGAAUUUAAGAGACCAAUAAAAUAAUUCACUAAAAUUAUGACUUCAAAAUUUUCUGUAUUAUUUUUUGUUGCACCAAUUUGUGAUUUUACAAAAAACUGUUAAAAUUAUAAACAAGGCUAUUUCAAAACUGUUUCUUGAUUGUAUUUGUAGAAAGGAUUU
Poeciliopsis prolifica (blackstripe livebearer) is the source of this 1570-nucleotide messenger RNA. It is a transcript of the gene igldcp, whose product is annotated as galectin 17. Bases 109 to 945 code for a protein of 278 amino acids. The record is from RefSeq and is a predicted model, not a curated record. Lineage: Eukaryota; Metazoa; Chordata; Actinopteri; Cyprinodontiformes; Poeciliidae. Gene Ontology annotation, cellular component: external side of plasma membrane. The transcript is spliced from 7 exons. Gene Ontology annotation, biological process: positive regulation of T cell proliferation; T cell costimulation; immune response.